Spizellomyces punctatus DAOM BR117 is the source of this 1140-nucleotide messenger RNA. RefSeq lists its product as uncharacterized. NCBI's taxonomy places the organism in Eukaryota, Fungi, Chytridiomycota, Chytridiomycetes, Spizellomycetales, Spizellomycetaceae. The transcript is spliced from 2 exons. The coding region runs from base 1 to 873 and encodes 290 amino acids. The record is from RefSeq and is a predicted model, not a curated record.
AUGACAAAACCGAUCAAGCCUGCUGGUCUUCCUGCAUUUAAUAACCAGAACGAUGCCGACACCAGGAUUGUGCUCAACAACGGCAAUAUUCUCUAUGCCAAGAUGGAGGUCCUUCAAUUGGCAGCCUUUUUCGAGCACUACAAGUCCUUUGAAGAGAAGCGGAACGACGAGCAAUCUGGCGAGAUACUCUACGAGGUUCAUGCUAAGGCAUUCACUUCCGAUGACGAGACCUUUACUCGGAUAAUCAUGUGCAUGUAUACCCACCGUGAGGACGAUCUUGCGAUUACCAAUAUGAGCGCCAUGCAGUACUUGGAGAUGGCGUUCAUGUUGCAAUUCUCGGGUCUGGAUCUCGUAGGUGCCGCAGUGAGAAAGAUAGCCCGGUCGAAAGAAAUGGUUCAGGACCUUUGGGUGGCUAUGGAGACCGUGUCUUUCGAUGACCACCAGAUGCUGUCGAUUUUUCAAGCUGCUUUACGCUGUAGCAAAUCCUGCAAUGGGAUACCUCCUAUCCGAGCAGACGAAGACCGGUGCCCGUUGUGCAAGAAAUCGAUGUAUCAAUACUCGUCGCGUGACGAGGAGGGUUACAAAUGCCACAAGUGCCUUCACUGCAAGAAGUGCUGUGAUAUGAACAAGCUUUUUGUAUCCCUAUGUCUUCCAAUCAUCUGGUUGAUAACGGCGGGCCAACAUUCCCACAGCUAUAACAUACUGAAUCUUUGGACGCAACUCAAAAAGAUGGCGUCAACAGUGGAGUCAAAAGUGGACAAAUGGACCAAGCGGCUUCAGCAUUUCAAGAAAAAAAUCAAUUCUGGACACCUACAGAUUUCACCUGUGUUACUGGAAACUUUCAACGAAGCAUUUCAUGUUCUCUUUGGUUAGCCGUCAUGCACCAUAGCUGGAUCCUUUUCGAAUCGACUCGCCACAUAUUGCGCACAACAAAUCGGGAGGCGAAUGUGUAGUGUAUAUGUUCCCACUUAUAUUGAAACUAUCAACCAAAGCGGUGUAAUUAGCAGUAUAGUGUACGUAUUCUUCAAUAUGGCAAUAAGACUAGCAUUAUCAUAGCAGUAAUCUAUACAUGCUUGAGCACGAUCAUGUUCGUAUGUGGUCAAAGAACGACAUACCGAUCAAAGUUUGGGAGAAAUGGAG